CGCAAGGGGGCGCUGCGGCGCUGAAACUCAAGCCCUGAGAUGCCAGACUGUAGGGUUCCGCCCUCCAAGUGCUGAGCUUCCACGCUUCCGCUUAUUUCGCCUGGGGCAGGUUCCGCGUUGGGACGUCAGCUGUAUUUCGCCUCCAGGCUUGGUGCCCCAAGGUCUUAGGAUGCAUUAUGCCAGGACCCCCCUUCCAGCGGAGUGCGCGAAGCUGGAGGCCAAAGGCCAGCGAAGUCUCAGGAGCGCACAAGUCGGGCUGGCGCCGUCGCUGCUGCUGCUGCUGCUGCUGCUGCUGUCUGAGCUGGUGCCAGAGUGCGCAGCAGAGAGUCCAUGGGGGCUGCCAGUGAUAGCGGAUGGCCCAGCUUCCUUAGCAAAGGUGGUGAUGGCAGAACUGUCCAGCUUGAAGUUUGAAGAAAAAACAUGGCCUGGAGGGACCCAUUCACUUCACUACCACUACCUAACCCUGUCAGAGCCAGGCCCAGGCCUCCCCAAGUUUCUGGCUGUGGGCUAUGUGGACGACCAGCCCUUCAUCCGGUAUGACAGUUGCAGAGGGAAGGCUGAGCCUCAGGCCCCGUGGAUGGCACUAGUGGAUUCCCAGUACUGGGAGACAGAAACCCAGAAACAGAGGGCCUGGGAGAAGGUGCAGCAGGUGGAGAUGUGGACAGUGAUGGGCUACCACAAUCAGAGUGGCGGUAUACACAGUGCUCAGCGCAUGUUUGGCUGUGAGAUCCAGGAAGAUGGCAGGUCCAGCAGCUUCUGGCAAUUUGGCUUCGAUGGACAGGACCACCUGUCUCUGGACCUAGAGACACUGAGCUGGGUGUCAGCAGAGCCAGUGGCUGUGCGGACCAAGCGCUGGUGGGAGAUGGAGCGUUGCUAUGCAGAGUAUGACAAGGCCUACCUGGAAAGCCUCUGCCUCAUCUCCCUGCACAGGUAUCUGGAGCUGGGAAGCCAGAGCCUCACGCGGAUAGAGCCUCCCAUGGUGCAGGUGACAAAGCACACCACCCAGGAUGGAACCAUGCUGAGAUGCUGGGCCUUGGGCUUCUACCCACCAGACAUCUCACUGAGCUGGUGGCUGGGUAGGAAGGAGCUGGUACUGGAGACUGAGCAUGUGGAGACACGCCCCAGUGGGGAUGGCACUUAUCAGACAUGGACAUCAGUUCGGGUGCCAGCUGGGAAGGAGGCCUGGUAUACCUGCCACGUGCAGCACCCUGGCCUGAAGCAGAGACUCACUGUGGCAUGGGACUCAUCCUCUAUUGGCAAUGGCAAUGGCAAUGGCAUACUACUUGGUGGGAUCAUGGUCCUGGUCUUUGUUGGGCUGGUAGCUGUAAUUGUGAUACUGAAAAAGAAGUAUCUUCAAGGUGGAGAAGAUAAUCUUAACUCCCAAAGCCCAGAAAGGACAGAAGCUGCUCAGACUCUCUGCUGAUUAAAAUUCCCCAUUACAAAAUCAAGGAAGUAUUUUGUAGGGGCAUUUUGGGUCUCCUAGAGAAACCCUAAACUAACUGGCUGAUAGCUGUGAUCUGACCACAAAGAGUCCAUCCUAUCUUCUUAUUUCUACCAGCCUCCUUAUGCAUGAUAUCUGCAACUGAUAUGGUUUUUCCAUUCCUGAAGUCCUUCUAAAAAAAUCUAAUCAUUUCAGGGCUCAAGAUGUAGUUUAAUUGUAGAACAUUUGCCUAGCAUAUAUAAGACUAUGGGCUCCAUCCCUCAGCACUGCAAAAAAAUAAUAGCAAACAAAAAAUCUAAACAUUUCCUGUUGGGGGCGGAUAGAAGGGCAGUAAUAACAGUUCCUCAGAUCUGUUUCCCACUGACAAUUUGCAGAAUGAUUUCAUGUUUUAUAUAUAUAUAUUACACUUGAGCCUCAUGGGCAUCCUGUGGAUUUGGCUAUAUUAUUCUUAUCCCCACUUCCCUAACUUGGAAACUGAGGCUCCAAUCAGUUAAGGGAAAACUGGAACAACAGUUAGGAGGAAUUAUAGGGACAAUGUCUUGGCAUCCAUCUGUUAGUACUGAGAAGAAAUUUAUGAAUAUGUGCCUAUUUUUAGAAAUAUGUUCUUGUAUGUAUACAUGACCCCCUUUUGUAAAGAAAAUAGAAUGGUCAAGGUGAGAGUGUCUUGUUUAUGUGGAAAACUCAAAAGGACAGAUGCCCAGGAGCCUAUUAUUUACCUGCAGGCAGCUGGAGGAUGGGAAACAACACACAGUCCUAUUUUAUUUCCUGUCCUUUUGAAUGGUUUGAGUUUUGACAGUGAACGCAAGUUACUUUCUACAAUAAGGGAAAUAUCUGUUUUUGCUGUGUCAAAUGGAAAUGUUUAAGUGUGAAACUCAGGAAAGCCUCUCAGCCUCACCUACCAAUAGGGCAAAACCCUCAUGUCUCCUUUGAUUAUGCAACAAUAGCUGGCUGUGAGAGCACACACCUGUCAUUCCAGCUACUGGUAAUGCCAACUACUCAGGAGGCUGAGAUAGGAAGAUCAUAAUUUCAAGUUCAGACUAUACACCUUAGUGAGAUCUUGUCUCAAAAUAAUUUUUAAGAAGGGCUGAGGAUAUAGCUCAGUGGUAGAGCACUUGCGUAGUGUGCACAAGGCCCUGGGUUCAAUCUCAAGUUCCAAGAAAACAAAAAUAGUUAUCGUCUCAUAGGCUAUGUGAUAUGCAAGGGUCUGGUGAGUUGGAAUGGAGAGGAAGCCAGGGACCCGGGCAAGUAAGUGUUCCACUGUUGUGGGGUUGUUGGAUUUCAGUGAAUAAUGGACUCAUGGAGGAGCCUCCUCUACCUCUUCAUCAUGUUCGUCCUCUAGCUAGGAGCCUACCGGAUCCACAGGACCCAUGACAGAGCCUUCUUACAGGAACUUCUGAAACUUCUGUGUUCUACUUCUCUGGGAAACCAAAGCCCGAGAAUGUGAAAGACUUUGAUACUACAAAAAAUUUUCCAGCCUGUGCUGUGGCCUGCAGGGCCUCAACAGUGAGCUAGUAAUUUAGAUCUUAUUGAAGGAUGGCACUUAAAUAUCUGUCUCAGUGACACCAAGGUUUUCUAUGUGUAUUAUCCAGCAAGGUUCUAAGCACUUUACUUUCAUUAAGCUGUUUAAUCCUCCUAACAUGCGUAUGUGGAAGAAUAAUCCUGUGCUGUGGGUGAAAAACCUGAAGUCCAGAGAGGGUGAGCCAUAGGCAGAGCUGUAAUGAAACCAGGCAGUCUGACUGCCAUCUGUGUGAUUCAUCACUGCACCAAGUCUCAACGACAACUAUGCUGUUCUGUAAAUGUGCAGUUAAGUACAGAUCUCCAAUCCUUUACCUGCAAUUCUAAAAUGCAAAAACAUCCAAAAGCCAAGGGUUUUUUCCUAAUUUGGGCAUCAAACCUGACCCGAACUGAAGUGAGAUCAUUUAUACCCUUAAUUUCUUCUAGUGUGCCUUUUUGCAAUUCUCUACAGAAAUGCUAGUACAUUCAACAUCUGCCAGAUAGAAUCCUUUCUAAUAUGCAAGGAAUUGUAAAUACAUCUGACCCAAAGGUUUCAGUUAAGGGAUUAUGGACCUGUAUUAAUAAAGUUUUACAGUAAUAAACAUGUUUUAUUUUCACUGAUAAAAA
Ictidomys tridecemlineatus (thirteen-lined ground squirrel) is the source of this 3562-nucleotide messenger RNA. Its product is annotated as H-2 class I histocompatibility antigen, Q10 alpha chain. The record is from RefSeq and is a predicted model, not a curated record. Gene Ontology annotation, biological process: immune response. NCBI's taxonomy places the organism in Eukaryota, Metazoa, Chordata, Mammalia, Rodentia, Sciuridae. Gene Ontology annotation, cellular component: external side of plasma membrane.